Messenger RNA from Diversispora eburnea, 624 nucleotides. The record is from the annotation of a GenBank genome assembly. Lineage: Eukaryota; Fungi; Glomeromycota; Glomeromycetes; Diversisporales; Diversisporaceae.
AUGUCUUUAUCAAGAUUUGCUUUUCGCUCAAGCAGAGGCUUUGCCAACUAUUUGAAUUCUCAAAAUUCAAUAAUAAGUCGUUCUUCUAUGAAAUAUGCAUUUCCAAUUUCAACCCAAUUUACUAGAAAUAUUAACGCAAGUUCAAACGUAAAACAUGCCGCACCAACAGCAUACGAAGCCGAUAAAGAUUAUUGGUCCUUGAAGACCACAAUCGAUGAUAUCAAAGCAAAAUAUGGGUUGGGUGGUAACAGAAUUAAAGAUCCAAAUUUAGAAUCAUAUUCGGAUUUGGAAUUAGAAGUUGAUUUGAAAAGUGCAGACAUAAAAAAACUUGAUGAAAUACAACAAUUGUUGGAAAAAGCUGCUCAAGAUUUGUUCUCACAUAUUUCAGCUUCGCCACCAGCAAUCUUUAAUCCCAUUAAAUAUACCGACGAAGAAAAUACCAUCAAUAAAGAUAUCCAAAAAACUUUGUGGUUUGCUGAAGAUGAUGACGUUUCGGGUUUUGCCAAAGAGGCGAUAAGAAAUUUUAGGGAAAAUAGAGUUGCAGGGGACGUAAUCUUGAAUGCUUAUUCUUUGGAAGACGGCAAAGAAGAAAAAACUCCUCAAGGAGCUGCUUUAGAGGACUAA